AUGAUUCGACAGGAUGCCCACCGUAUCGACCCCAAACGCAGGAAUACCAUCGAUCACAAAAAACGGCAAUUCGCCGUACCUAUCUACAAGCAGCAGGACUAUCCGCAUCGUCUGAAUCUGUACGACACGCCGCCGACGGCUGAGAUCACACUCGAGCAAUUUGAGCAGUGGGCCAUUGAUCGGCUGAAGAUCCUCGCCGAAAUCGAAGCAUGCUCCUAUCGCAACAAGUCCGCCGCGGAGACUGAACAGCAUAUCACACCUCUUCUCCAGAAAUACCUCCCUCUAUCCGCCAAUACCUCUUCCUCUAAUGGUGCCGCCGACCCGCGUCUGAAAAAUGAGCGCCAAAAGGACCAUUACUCACACUUUAUCCUCCGCCUGGCCUUCUCUGCCACGGAGGACCUCCGCCGACGAUUCGCCCGAGCCGAGACCAUGCUCUUCCGCUUCCGCUUCCAGAAGGACGAUUCGAGAGAACGUCGUGCUUUCAUCGACAGUUUGAGUCUCGACUGGGAUCCAGUAAGCGAAUUUGAACGAAAUGAAAUUGCCGAGCACCUCGCGAGCGCAACACCUGGUUUGCAACGGGUGAGUGAUGAGACGUGGUACAAAGUCGACUGGGAGAAAGUUCCCGAACUCGUCGAAAGACGAUCAGUGUAUAUGCGGAGGGGCAAGGCCUAUGUUCCCGGAAGAGAACAGUUGAGUAUGAUUAUGGCGGAGUUCACUGCCCGCCUGGAACGCUCGCUUGAGCUCACAAGCCGAGCACUACCCCGUCUAGAUGAGGACGACCGCCUCACCCCCAUCCUCAAUCACCUUUCCAAGAACUUUGGCAGCGCCGAGUCUGUAUACACCGAAAGCGAAGGACAUGUCGACGGAGCGGAGAUUAGAGCAAGCUCUAUCGACGCGCUUUCUCAACAUUUCCCACUGUGCAUGCGCAGCCUACACAUGAAUCUGCGCAAGAACCACCACUUGAAGCACUUCGGACGACUCCAGUACACCUUGUUCCUCAAGGGCAUUGGUCUCUCAUUGGAGGAGUGUAUUCUGUUCUGGCGCCAGUCUUUUAAGGGCAAGACCGACGACGAAUUUAAUUCUCAAUACAAAUACAACAUUCGUCACGCCUACGGUGAUGUGGGUGGUGAUGUGAACCGCCGAGGCCGGGGAUACGCUCCUUACUCCUGCCAAAAGAUCCUUGGCGACAGCAACCCUGGCAUUGGCCAAACUCACGGGUGCCCGUAUCGCCACUACUCCGUUGACAACCUCGUUGGACUGCUACAGGCAACGGGCGUAAGCGACAAGGAAGUCCUACGAGGAGUGCGUGAGGACGUGGGCAAGCAACGAUACCAUAUUGCAUGCAACCGUGUCUUCGAGUCGACGCACAAGAACGAGAUCAAAAAGGUCAAGGAGGACGGGACGUGGAGCCAAGCAGACUUGGAUACAAUCGUUCAUCCGAAUACCUACUUCAAGCGCAGCUACCUGCUGAAGCAGUUGGCCAAAGCUCCGAGCCGAGAUUCUUGA
Molecule: messenger RNA, 1506 nt
Organism: Penicillium atrosanguineum
Lineage: Eukaryota; Fungi; Ascomycota; Eurotiomycetes; Eurotiales; Aspergillaceae
Product: DNA primase subunit PRI2
Exons: 3
Coding region: 1-1506 (501 amino acids)
Biological process (GO): DNA replication, synthesis of primer
Cellular component (GO): alpha DNA polymerase:primase complex
Source: RefSeq, a predicted model, not a curated record